AUGGAAGUGGCAGAAACUCUUGUGCAAGAGGACAGUGGGCCUGGUUUGGUGUUGUUUCUAUUGCUGGCCGGCGUGGGUGGAUUCUUAUCAUCAUCUGGUGCCAAUGUGAUGGCUUGGUCCGAGUACCAGAAACGCAAGGGGAAGGAGUGGUCCAAAUGUCAAAGUUUUGGUUUCUCCAUGGCAUGUCUCUUCUUGAACCUCACUGGUAUCGGCAUGUUCUUGGCUUCCACCGCCCUGGGCGGAGCGGUAGCCACAGUGAUGCCCAUCCAAACCGGGGCCAACUUGUUGGGAAACAUGUUCUGGCAAACUCUGCUGGGCAUGAAAUACUAUACCAAGCACCUUGGGCAACAUGCUGAAAGCAAGCAGACUAAAUUUUCGGAGGAUGGAUAA
Molecule: messenger RNA, 390 nt
Organism: Cladocopium goreaui
Lineage: Eukaryota; Dinophyceae; Suessiales; Symbiodiniaceae
Source: the annotation of a GenBank genome assembly